UCUUUGGUCUCCUUCGUCUUCUUUCUUAUUUUCUGCAUUUCUAUUCUUAAAUCUGCGAACGAGAGAGGAGACACAGCUCUUUUUUACCGUGCUGCCAAUCAAAUCACCUUUGGCUUGGCUUUCGUCGUGGUUGGCGUUCAUACGAAAAGGCCACAUUGACUUUGUUGCAGUGUGGAACUCACUCCCGAUCUCGUCAAUGGUGAAUCUAUUUCUCUCGAUCAGUCGCUCGUGAUCGGUUCGUGGCGUGCUCCCUGUCGUCGCCAACAAUAACCUCGUCGUCGUCGUUCUCAGUUCUGCCCUUGUUCUGGUGGUGGUUCACUUCUCCCUUCGGUGUAUUGCUCGGCUUCGACGGUUCGCCUCCGUCUUCGGCAAAUCGGAUCGGUCCAUCAAUAUCGGAAGUGUCAAUAAUACCUAUUGAACCGAAACGAGCGCUCCCAAGUGCCGUUCAAACAAAAGGGAGAAAAGUCGCCUCGUGGUGAGCACCCUCAAGUCAUCGGCUUCUUCGAACUCGUGGUGUGUCGACGGGCCAGAAAAGGGCGAACGCACAAUCGAACGAACGGCCCAGAAAAAGCCAAUCGGUCGUUCGCCAAUUUCCAAUCACCCAGGCUCGCAGCCGAACCCACGCACCAUUCUGCUUAGCGAGAAACGAACCGAAUUGAUCUACGGAAGUGGCGCGAGAGAGAGAGAGAGAAAGAGAGAAAAAAAAAUCUGGUGCUCUCGAUUUGACUCGUGGGUACCUUGUCAUCUUCGGCCAAUUUUUUCGGCCAAAUGACAGGCCGGGGCUCAAGACCGGGUGGCAAAAGUGACGCUCACUGCCUGUCAAUCAUCUUUGAUUGAUGGCUUCUUGAUCGUGGCAUGGAUGGACAUUAUCCUUCGCUACGGGAACAAUCUAAUUGAACCAGUGGAAUGACACGCAGCAGUGAUUAUUAGAGGCUGCCGAUUCGCAACCCUCUUCGAGUGAAUCAUCCCCAAGAAAUCAGGCUCGGAUUUCGCACCACCCAGCCUUGCCCCAUGGGAGAGCGGAAAGUCCCUCUGUGAAGAGAACCAUUAGAUACAGUGCAUCAUCAUUCAAACUUGACGAGCCACCAGGGUCGCCAACCCAACCACAAAAGAGGUGAGAUCUUGGUUCGGUGUUCUCCUGGCGAUGCCCAAGUUCCACACGAGCUCUCCAAGAAUCGUUGGUUAUGAGUGCUGUGAUCAGCUCUCACUCCGUGUCCAAGUUUCUGUGCCAGAGUGAGCCUAGGGAUGUCAAGAAGGACCCGCCACACCCCGCAAUUGUCAGAGAGAGUUUCCUCCGAAGCGACCAUCGCGGCAAUCCCGACGUUAUGAGCUCAUCUUCGGCGCGAUCUGGACCGCCAAGAACUCACAACAACAACAGUAACAAUCCACACCAGCAGCAACAACAACACCAGCAACAUCAUUACGAAGAUCCCACGGCCUUGGCCUCUCACAAUAGGAGCAACAAUAGUGACCUUCAGAAAACCAAUAACGGAGACCAUCGCACCAAGAUGACCGUCGAUCUGGAAAUGAAGUCGAAUAACAACAUUGAUAACGAGGAUUUCGGCCUGGCCACCCGGAUCGAUGUACUCCAAACCACCUUGAAUCAAGUCCGGAGAGACACGGAGAACGAGAUCGCACGUCUUCGUGAUGAGCUCAUUGAGAAGAAUCGGACCUUGGAGCGAUUGGAAUCCCAUCUCAAAGACCAAAGAGACUAUGAAGAACUCAAACGACAGUACAUGAUCUUGAAAUCGAAUUUCCCGGUGCCAAACUCUGAAGCUUCCAGAGAAAAAUCUCCCCAUCGAGAGGAUUCCAGCCCAAUAAGCAUGGGCCCUGAUGGAAAACCGGGAUUAGCCUCGUUACCGCCACCACCCAAGGGGUUGGAGAUGUUCCUGCUUCAAAGGGCCAAAGCUCUCCAACAUGCCAACCCUGCACUAAAGGCAUUGGUAGACUUGCAAGCUGCUACGGCCAAGCCAUGGCUAGGGGACUUUAUGAAAGUGCCUCUAAUGGGUUCGCCUCUGAAUGAAGACAUGCUCUCGGCUUGGCGUCGAAACAUCGAGCAGAACAUUCAUUCGUCAUCCUCCAGCCUUCCACCUCCACCUUCUCCCCUUUCCCCAGCCCAUCGGUCAAACACUCCAGACCGGGCCACACCCCAAGACACUCGGCCUGCUUCGAGAGCAUCCGUUUCCAACGGAGGGGGCAGCACAGGGGGCGUGAACAACAUAGAAGACAACAAUAAUGGUCAUCAAAGCCCCGUGCGGUACGACCUCAAGAGUCCCUUCAAACCUGACGAGCCCUAUCACCUGUUUCCACCACUUCCUCCUUCUUUAAUGCAAGGAUCGCCAUUCCUGUCGUCAGCUCGUAUUCCCAAAUCAGACCCGAUCGAGGGCCACCUCCAGGAUAUGCUCCGAUACAACAUGGAGAAAUACGCCGGACAAGCCAUUGAUACCCUCGCCUCGGCUCGCAGGGUUCGUGAGCUAUUGUCCAUUCACAACAUAGGCCAAAGGCUAUUUGCCAAAUACGUGCUCGGGCUCUCCCAAGGGACUGUGAGUGAACUGUUGUCGAAACCCAAGUGCUGGGAGAAGCUGACUGAGAAAGGACGCGAUUCGUACCGCAAGAUGCACGCCUGGGCCUACGACGAGAACGCCGUGAUGAUGCUAAAAUCCCUCAUUCCCCGGAAAGGUGAGCUAUCCGCAAGGACGCCAACUCAUUCUGGUAGAGAAGUGCACUCUCGAAUGAGGUUCGAGUUUCCAGGUGAACAACCGGGUGCUCCCAGUGGUCUGGGGGGUCCAGGAGGGUACGGAGGGAUGCCUGGCCAGGGAAUGGGUGGACCCAUGCUUCGAGAUGACGCUUUUGCGAGGUUUCCAAGACCACCGCUAGAUCUGUUGGCCUCAACUCGAUUGCCAUUGCCUCCUCAUAUGGACAAAAACAAGAAGCCCGACAUGAAGCGACCGGACAUUGAGAUCCCCAGGCUCUCCACCGAGUCCUCGGUUAAGGUCAGCGAGGCCAAGCCACUCGAUUCAAAACCUUCGUCAGAUAUGAUGAAGGAUGCCCUACAAAAAUUGGCUUUUCCAAGUCUUACGGCAUUAGCCAAAGAGUCUGGCGAUCAUCGCAUGGGACUGGGGAUGGCUGGUGGGUUUAUGGGAAAAACGGCGGAAGAAAUGCAACGAGCCGUAGAGCUAUAUCAACAAGAAUUGGCCAAAUUGCAGCAGAGAGCUAUGUUGGGCAGCUCCUCAUUGACAGGUCCUAAUGAGGCUUCACAAAGCCAUUCUUCAGGGGACAAGGAAUCCAGUGGGGGCAAUGGUGGGGGCACUAGUGGCGGUGGGGGCAGUUGCGGCGGCAGUGGCGUGGGCGGCGUUGGAGGAGGAGGAGGAGGUACUGAUCGUGAGGAGAGGUCCUCGGCCUCGUCCCCAUGUCCCACUUCGCCCAGCCGCUCGGGUGGAGGGGGAGGUGGGGUGAGUCCUCCAAAGUUCAGUCCAUCUUCAUUUAGCCCCGCGGGGUUUCUCUCGGUCCCAAGUGGGAGUUCGGCUGCUCCGGCCCUGAUUGAAGAGAAAUUGUCUUCAUCAGCCUCGCCUCUCCAGGGAAUGGCCUCCAUUACCAAUUCCCUAACAUCUCAACCCAUUCAUUCUCCUUAUCGUCCCAAUCAGAGGACCUUCAAGGCAAUUCUCCCGCCCGUCACCCAAGAGCAAUUUGAUCGAUACGAACACAUCAACACCGAAGAGCUCGUUCGCAAGAUCAAGGAGCUUUUAUCGCAAUAUUCAAUUAGUCAACGUCUUUUCGGAGAGAAUGUCCUCGGGCUGUCCCAGGGCAGUGUUUCUGACCUUCUUGCCCGGCCCAAGCAAUAUCACAUGCUCACGCAAAAAGGCAAGGAACCAUUUAUUCGAAUGAAACUCUUUCUCGAUGACGAGCACGCAGUUCAUAAACUUGUGGCCAGUCAGUACAAGAUUGUUCCAGAGAAGCUCAUGAGGACAGGAAAUUACACCGGAACCUACUUGCCUCCCACCUCUGUGUCUCCUAAAUUAUUUCCAAACUCUCCAUUUGGUCUCAAGCCAUCAUCAAUGGGGCCUGGAGACUUCAAGUUCUUGCCUGGGGCCGAAGCGAUGCUCUCCGACCCAUUCGCUUUCCAAAGAAAACUCCAGGAACAACAGAGAUUGGCGCUUUUCUCGGGUGCCAGUUCCAAUGUUUAUGAGAUAGCCGCUCUCACACAAGAAUUGGACACCAUGCUCCUCACGCAGCGAGUGAAAGAGGUGCUGGCAUCCAGCAAUGUCGGCCAAAAGCACUUUGGUGAGGCCGUCUUGGGACUGUCUCAAGGCUCGGUGAGCGAGUUGCUCUGCAAGCCCAAACCAUGGCACAUGUUAAGCAUCAAAGGGCGAGAGCCUUUCAUUCGAAUGCAAUUGUGGCUUAAUGAUCCCCUCAACAUUGAAAAGCUCCACGCUUUUAAGUCAGAAACAGAGUCAUUGAAGAGGAAGCGUGAAUCAGAUUCCAACCCAGCCUCGCCCUCCGAGCUCUCGGAUCCCUACUCUGGACAAGCGGAUAGCCCGGGGAGCACGACCUCCUCUUCCAAGAAGCAGCGAGUUCUCUUCACACUACGUCAGAAGGAAUCACUCAAAGUGGCCUUCAACCUUGAUCCGUAUCCCAGUCCCUCGGCUAUGGAGUUCUUGGCUCAGGAGCUCAACUUGGAGCCCAGAUGUAUCAGCAACUGGUUCCACAACCACAGGAUGCGAUUGAAGCAAACCAAUCCCAUGGAAGCCGAAGCUGUCAUUCCCAGCAGUCGAGACGAGAGUCGACCUUUCGAUCCACUCCAUUUCCGUCUCAUGGUCAAUCAACGGAUCCUGGAGCUGGACGUGGAUUCCAAGGAUAACACCGACGGCCCAUCCGGCUUAGACCUUUCCAAGAAAAUCUUUGACGACACAGACGACGGAGACAUGUACAACGACAGCCCGGGGGCUAAGAAAACCUGUGGGGAUGACGGGGAUACCAUGGAUUGUGAGACCUCAUUGGGUGACAUAUCACCACCAACUAAUCGCGCCUCUCGACGGAAACCAAUCGCACCCCAAUGGGUCAAUCCCGUGGGUUGGUCCGGGGGCGAAGGCAAAGAUCUGGAUGAAGACGGCCAGCCUCGUUUGAUGACCGAUGUCAAUGCCAAAGAACUUGACGAAUCCUCCAACUGCAGUAACAACGAUCCUGGUGAACUGGUCCUUCGAAAGCAGCCAACAAACAACGACGACUAAACAUGUUUGUAUACUUCUUGGAGUCAGUAACGAAAGUGCAAAAAGAAAAAUUGUAGCAAUGACUGCUUGUUAGUCCCUUCCCCCCUCGCCCCUCGCCCCUCGCCCCUCCCCCCUCCCCCAUCACUCCUUUCGUUCCUCUCUCAAUUCGAAAGGCCCCUUUUGAUGAUGAUUUAUCCCCAUGAACCUUCUCCCGGAAUGUUACCAUUACCCCCAAUCCACCUACAUUGUCAACGCAUACCUUCAAAUACUAUGUAUUACUACCACGACGUUACCCACCAAGCCACCCACUCUAAACAGGCUGUUCUAAUGAACAAUUGCCAAGCCAUGACCCUUCUUUCCCUGUAUAGUAAUAAACCGACUACUUGAUCUCAGAAAAGGGCUCAUUCGCGGAAUCACUCAUUCGCAUUGUCGUAGGUCUGGCUGUCAGUAGAAAACUGCACUCAAAACUCCACCCUACCUACGCACUACCUUCAUGCAAACUCCUGUGUGUGGCAAAAGAUCCCCUUAUUACAUUGAUACAAUCAGUUCACCUGAUCUCGCUCGUUGUUUCGUUGUGGCUGUCCUUUGGCCGCAAACGACAAACUUUGCAGACCCUAGCUACUCGUCACUCUGUGCGAGAGUGUCGGUGUGUGCUAGUGUGUGCUAGCCCAUGUGUAGUAUUUGAGUGAAUGCGUGUGUGGUCACACGUUUACUACCAUACCUAUAAACCAACCGCUACCACCACCACCACCACCAUCACACAUGCUUGCCAUAACAUGGUAGUAGUCAAUCCUCCAUCGAUCUUUACCUGGUCGAGUAAUCCUAGCCCCUUUGUCCCCACCAAAAAAAGUAAGAACCAGAGCCUCGUUAUUGCCGUUCUUUUUCUUCUUCUUCCCCUUCUUCCACCUCUUUUCUUCUUUCUUUCUUGUCGUCUUCGCCAUUCUCUCACUCACUCACUCACUCACUCACUCACUCGCUCACUUGGUGUAUGUGAGUUCAGAGCGAGCGAGUGCGAUUGGGCUGCAAGCUUGGCCUUUCAGUUUGGACUCUCAAAGAGUAAACACUGUAGGGAAACGAACUCUUUUAGACUCGUUCUAACGAGAAGAUUGUAGAUUUUUUAUUGAUAUGCAUCAACCAGUCACAAAAGCCGUAGCUACUGGGCGAGCAUAGACACCGGUACCAAAAAUACUUGCCUCCUAGGUUUUUCCCAUUUCCACGUCUCGAAUUUUUCCGUUAUUUGAUGUUAUCAAUUCAGUCGAACGAUAUUGUCACAUGCGAAGCAGAAUCAGUAUAAAUCAUACAUUUAGAUGAAAUAAAGCACCAUCAAGUUCAGAAA
Molecule: messenger RNA, 6543 nt
Organism: Tigriopus californicus
Lineage: Eukaryota; Metazoa; Arthropoda; Copepoda; Harpacticoida; Harpacticidae
Product: homeobox protein cut-like
Exons: 11
Coding region: 1185-5228 (1347 amino acids)
Biological process (GO): regulation of DNA-templated transcription
Molecular function (GO): DNA-binding transcription factor activity, RNA polymerase II-specific; DNA binding
Source: RefSeq, a predicted model, not a curated record